This is a messenger RNA of Zophobas morio, 1528 nucleotides long. RefSeq lists its product as uncharacterized. The coding region runs from base 51 to 1328 and encodes 425 amino acids. The transcript has 9 exons. The record is from RefSeq and is a predicted model, not a curated record. NCBI's taxonomy places the organism in Eukaryota, Metazoa, Arthropoda, Insecta, Coleoptera, Tenebrionidae. Gene Ontology annotation, molecular function: protein binding.
GAAAAUAGCCGUAGUGGUUGUUAACGUAACCAUAUAAGUUGGAGAUAAGAAUGUCAGUCAGUGACCCGUUAAUUAAAGAUAUUAAAGGGCAUCUCCUGGCGCUCUUCAACGAGUCCAUGGGGACGAAAAUCACGGAUUCGAGUACGAAUUUGCACGGGUUUUGUCAGGAUUUGGAGAAGAUUUUCCAUUGUGGGUUGGUACAGAGUCAGGGGGCGUUUUAUGGGAGCAGGAAGAGUGACGCGUUCACUUGGAUGGGGACAAUACCUGGAGAUGGUACAACUUUGCUGGAGUUUAAGUAUAAGAGUAGCGUGGAGGAGGUGCAAGGUUGUAAGUGCGUAAGCACAUCCUUGGGGAAAUUUAGGUUGUUAGUAAGGCUCUGUUUGGUGAAAAAUUGUAUACAUUUCCCACUACAGUUUCUAAUCAACUCCAACAGAGCGCACUCAAUUUAUGAUAAAAACUCAAUCAUAGGGGACGAAAUUCUUGCCGCUAUAUUGUUAUCUGUGUUACUACAGUGUAGCAAAAUUACCUUCCAGCUGCAGAUUUUUAAUUCGUAUUUUCUGGACUCGACGUGGCAGAUACCGGAUCUUUUGAAACUAGAAGUCGUUCCUUGUAGUAGUUUGGGUAUUAGUAUUAGUUUUUCAGAGAAUAAGGCUGUCAUCGUCCACAUUGCUGGCAACAGCGUGGCUUCAGAAACUGCCGAAAUCUCCACCGGCGACGUCCUGGCCAAUUUAAACGGCGUCGACAUCAAUUCCUCCUGCAAGGGGCGUCUGAACGCCAUCCUGCGCCUCAAUAAAGGGCGGCCCGUCACCUUGGCCAUAAUUAAAGCGUUUCAUAAGGAUUCUAAUGAUGUUUUUCUGCCGAUGAAGAGCAUUCUGCGACACUUACAAAUCGAUUUAAUGAAAAUCACGAGUGGUCAGACUAGCGCGACUACGGCGGAAACGAGCGGGGUGUCAAUUAUCCAGAGCGCAAAAACAGGCUACAGGGGGACGUACCUGGGGUGCGUGGGAGUGGGCAGCAAGGGCAGUGUGAAGCAAAUCGAAGAAGCGAUAAGGCGGCGGUUGGGGAGGGGCGGCGAGAAAAAAGAAGUGGUUUUUGAAAUCGGGGAGAUGAGCAUUAAGAUAGUGGAUGCUGAGAGCAAUAAACCGCUGUUGAAACACUCGUACAUGCAGAUCUCGUCAUGUGGGUCUGCGGUAAAUUUGCCGAAUUAUGUGGCGUACAUAGCGGGCGAGGAAAAUUGCGACACGGCGUCCAAUUUCGUUUGUUAUAUUUUUCACGUCAAGGAUAUUGAAGAAGCCGCGGUUAUUUUACAAAGCAUAGUGUGUGUAUGAGUUUCAGGACAGGGAUUCUACAGGACCCAUUUUGCCGUUUAAUAAAUGUCUCACGGGAUGCGUUAUAUCUCCAAAUAAUCAAAAUUCAUGUAGAAACGUUUUUAAAAUAAACUGCCACCCGAAAACUGAGGUUGACUAGAAUGUUUUGUCGUUACAAGUGUUGAAUUUUAUUUUUUAAAUAAAUAAAUACAGUAAUGGAA